CCCUCUAUUCCCUCUUUCCUAGACAUGAAGGCUUCUGAGAUGCUCGCUGUACUGUUUGUUUUGGUGUAUUCAAGGAGUUACACAACUCUUGCAGAUCACCUUUUGACUGAAUCUCCCCCAGAAAAUGGUGAAGGCGAGGAGGUCACUUUACAGUGUAGAUGUGAGAACACCAUUGCCUGUGUAAACAACACCUGCUGGGACCGUAUCUGCUUCUACAGUUCGAUCUAUGAGCGAGUAGUCAUUGGCUGUUUUCACACCAUGGAGCAGUGCCAUGUGCCUAAUAUACCUGGAGUGUAUACCAAGUGCUGCACCUCUGCACACCUCUGCAAUGCAAACAUCAGUGUGCCUGAAAAAACAGUGUGUCUGUUUCCAGUGGAAAAGCCCAUCAGCAUGAUUCUGCUGGUGGGAGUGCCACUGUUGGUGCUGCUGGUGUUGUCGAUGGCAGCCUGUGGGCUCGUGUUGUGGCUACGUAUGAGGCGACAGCACCACCAGCUGGUGGAGCACGACACCUCCAUGCUCAAAGUCCCCAGUGGAGGGGACCCAACAUAUGGGGACAUAUUUGAUGAGUUUUGUACGUCAGGCAGUGGGACCGGCCUGCCUUAUCUGGUGCAGAGGACCAUGGCGCGACAGAUCUCUCUGGUUGAGUGUGUUGGUAAAGGGCGUUAUGGAGAGGUAUGGAGAGGCACCUGGAUGGGAGAGAGUGUGGCUGUCAAGAUUUUCUCCUCUCGGGAUGAACAGUCCUGGUUUAGAGAGACUGAGAUCUACAACACAGUCCAACUAAGGCAUGAAAACAUCUUGGGCUUCAUAGCUUCAGACAUGACGUCGAAAAACUCCAGCACUCAGCUGUGGCUGGUCACACACUUCCAUGAGCUGGGCUCCCUCUAUGACUUCCUGCAGUAUAGCACGCUGGACCCCGAGGGCUGCCUGCGCGUGUGCCUUUCUAUCGCUAGCGGCCUUGUGCACCUCCACACAGAGAUCCUCAGUAUGCAGGGCAAACCGGCCAUUGCACACCGAGACCUGAAGAGCCGCAACAUUCUGAUGAAGAGAAAUGGGCAGUGCUGCAUCGCAGACCUGGGCCUGGCUGUCAUUCACUCUCAGUCUUACGAUUAUCUGGAUGUGGGCAACAACCCGAGGGUGGGCACCAAGCGUUAUAUGGCACCAGAGGUUUUGGAUGAGAGUAUUCGUGUUGACGUUUUUGAGUCUUACAAACAAAGUGACAUCUGGGCCCUAGGUCUCGUCUUGUGGGAGAUAACUCGUCGAACUAUUGUAAAUGGGAUUGUGGAGGAGUACAGACCGCCGUUUUUUGACGUGGUGCCCUCUGACCCCAGUUUCGAGGAGAUGAAGAAAGUGGUGUGUGUGGACCAACACAGGCCCAGUCUCCACAAUCGGCUACACUCUCAUCCGAUCCUGUCUGCAUUUGCGAAGAUUAUGAAAGAGUGCUGGUUCCAAAGCCCUUCCGCUCGACUCACUGCUCUGCGUGUGCGAAAGACCCUCUCCAAACUGGACCAAGACCAUGACUACGACAUCGCCAAGCUCAAACUGGACCUCUAGAAUAAACUGCCAUGCAUAGCCAAAGAAGUUGAAUUCUAAUGGACCCACAUGACACAUUCAUCCAUCUGAGUACUUUUAGACUCUUUUAAUGUGCCUUUCAAGCUUCUUGUCUUAAAUCUACAAUGAACAUGGCUUAUCUUAUCAAGACAUUAGUUCACUGUGGGAAGUUGAGGCUAUUACUGCACUGUUUCUCCUCAAAUAUAUAUCCCCACGAAUGCUUUUCCAGGACCUGCUUAUUUCAACACAGUGACUCAUUUCUUACUGAAAUUAAAAGAA
Messenger RNA from Carassius carassius (crucian carp), 1827 nucleotides. RefSeq names its product activin A receptor like type 1 (gene acvrl1). Gene Ontology annotation, biological process: angiogenesis; transforming growth factor beta receptor signaling pathway; heart development. The transcript has 10 exons. Gene Ontology annotation, cellular component: BMP receptor complex; plasma membrane. The coding region runs from base 25 to 1551 and encodes 508 amino acids. The record is from RefSeq and is a predicted model, not a curated record. Lineage: Eukaryota; Metazoa; Chordata; Actinopteri; Cypriniformes; Cyprinidae. Gene Ontology annotation, molecular function: ATP binding; transforming growth factor beta receptor activity, type I; SMAD binding.